AUGGGAUCCCCGUCAUCUGAGACGCAGACGCCCGGGGGCAUCAAGACUCGCAUCCUCAUCAUCUCAGACACCCACUCGGCUUUACCUUACGGACAUCCUGGACGCUCUGAGUCACAGCUGACACAGAACGAUGCCUCGGGCUCAGGCUCAGGAGCAUCAGCAUCAGCACCAGCACCAGCACCAUCCUUACACUGCGGUGGUCCUCCGUCAAAGGUGUCACAAUCUACCUCUACCACCACCUUCACGUCAAGAUUCAAAUCGAUAUUCAAACCCAAACCCAAAACCGAAUUCAAAGUCUUGUCCAAAUCCGACUCCGACUCCCAGUCCCUACUUCAGUCAUCUCCAUUACGUCACCCGCUCCCGCGCGCCGAUGUUCUCCUCCAUUGCGGCGACCUGACAAUGAACGGAUCCAUAGAUCAACACCGCCGAGCCAUCGAGCUAAUCGAUUCGGUCCAGGCGGACCUCAAGAUUGUGAUCCCUGGGAACCACGACAUCACGCUCGAUCGAGCAUACUACGAACGCCACCCCAACUUGCACGCCUCGUACGCCAAAUACCCGCCUGAGACGCUCGACGAGAUCCGCACGCUUUAUGACUCCCCUGAGGCCAGAGAUCGUGGAAUCCGAUAUCUCGAAGAAGGGACUGAGUCGUUCGUCCUCCGCAACGGCGCAAGGUUGACUGUCUAUGCCAGCGCGUGGCAGCCGGAAUUCUGGAAUUGGGCGUUUGGUUAUGAGAGAGGUGUUGAUCGGUUUAAUGUUGGCUCCGACUCCAGUCCAGAGAAUCCGGUGCCGGGUUUCGUCGAACCUACUUAUCAAGCUGGUGAUGGUUCAGAUGCAACUACUCAGACUGCAGCUAGGGCGGCCAUGGAUUCGGAUCAUCCUCGAAAUACCAAUGCUUUGCUCAGACAAUUCGGAUACAACGUGGAUAUCAUGCUCACUCACGGCCCGCCAUACGGAAUCCUAGAUCGUACGAAAACCAACGUCAACGUUGGCUGCGAACACCUCCGUCGAGCCGUUGAGCGGUGUCGGCCUAGGGUGCAUUGUUUCGGCCAUAUCCACGAGGCAUGGGGCGCGGAGAGGAAGAAGUGGGAAGAUACGAGCAACUCCGCCACAAGUAAGGUUGAGGUUCUCGGCGGCGUACCGUUACCAUCCGAGUCCAACGAAUCUCAGUCUCAGUCUCAGCCCCAAACGGAAAAAGAAAAGGAGGUCGUGCUUCUCGACGCCACUGAUAUAACAGCGGGAAAAGAAACCCUCUUCGUUAAUGCGAGUAUUAUGAAUCUCCAGUAUAAGCCCGUCAAUGCGCCGUGGCUGGUUGAUUUGAUGUUGUCCCCUGCCAGUGCGGCGGCGGAUGGGUAG
Molecule: messenger RNA, 1353 nt
Organism: Exophiala dermatitidis NIH/UT8656
Lineage: Eukaryota; Fungi; Ascomycota; Eurotiomycetes; Chaetothyriales; Herpotrichiellaceae
Exons: 1
Coding region: 1-1353 (450 amino acids)
Molecular function (GO): hydrolase activity
Source: RefSeq, a predicted model, not a curated record